AUGCAUGACCUAAUGACUGAUUUUGAGACUGUUACCCCUGAUAUAUGGUUGGCAAACGAAGAAGCAUGGAAGGCCAAGCUUUUAAAACUGCCGAACUGGCACCAAAUUCCUUUGAUUAAUUGCAAUGCGUCCCACCACCUGCCUGAUGGUACACUUGCCCGUUUUCGAGGUAUGAUUCAGGAUAUGCACAACCCUGAGUUUUAUUUUGAACAGUUUGAAGUAUACAAUUCUGUUACAAAUGAAGUUAAAAACAAAACAGGCAAGUACAGAGAUACUGCUAAUAUUUUGGAAAAUGAGAAAAUAAACUAUGCGCAAAAUCUUAAAAGCGCACAGCGUCAAACCAUGGUAAUGAUAUCUCUGCCAGGUUACAAUGAUUGGGCACAAAACAUAGAAGAAAAGGACAACCAUUUAAAACACCUAGAACAGCAACCUAACACAUCAAAACGUCUCAACCAUGAAAGCAUGAAGUUAAAACGGACAUAUGAAGAGGCAGAAGAAGAUUCCGAUGCUAUGGAAGUUGUUGAUGAAACUUCUACAAUUAAAGAGUCUAAAAAAACCGAGAUAUAUAAUAAUACAGCAACGGUUGUAUCCAGGGAGCAUUUAUUAAAUUUUCCACUGCCUGAUAUGCCUAGCAAGUCUUGUAUUGUUAAGGUAUAUGAUGAAAGUGAUAACCUUAAGCUGAAUGAAAUUAUAGAAGUAGUGGGCUUCUUAUCAGUGGAUCCAGCUUUGUCUGGAGAGUUCCAACCUGAUAAGGACCCUUUAUUGGAACCGGAGACAGAAAAUGAUGUUGAGACUAUAACGCACAACCCCCCACCAAGCUUAGUGCCAAGACUGCAUGCUGUUUAUGUGAAAAAACUGGCACAUUGUAACCCUUUGGUGACCAGUUUUGAUCAAGAAAAGGUAUUAAAAGAAGCUAACUCAGCUAGAGAACAUUUGCUGAAAGCGCUUACAGAGCUGUUGCUGGGAGACAAGUUAGCAGCCGAAUAUCUGAUAUGUCAUCUAAUAGCUUGUGUUUACCUACGCCAAGAGACUCUCACCCUUGGUCAGUUUUGCCUGAACCUCUCAAACCUGCCGAUACAAAAGUAUCCUGCUUACGCCAAACAAUUGUAUGACAUCAUUAAACAAUUUGUCACCAAGAGUUAUUAUCUACCACUCACCAUUAACAACAUGAAUACAUUCAGUUUGUUACCCAAAAAAGACUAUGAAUGCAACCGGCUCACAAGUGGCAUACUACAGCUCAGUAAAAACACUCAUCUGGUUCUAGACGAGACCAAAAUGGAACAGGGUCGUUUGGACUCGACCGGUGUCAAUAACAUAGCUGCGUUGGGCAACAUGAUUAUGACACAAAAAGUGGAAUAUGAUUUCAAGUAUUACAAAAUGGAAUUUGAUUCUGAUGUCGCUGUGCUGAUAUUGUCAGAAGGGAAAUCAUUAUUACCGAGUGACUACCAUGUUCCACUAAGGCCCGAAGAAUCUUCAUUACAAAUAUUUGAUGCCAUAGUAGAAGCAGCCACUUACUACUUGAAAGAGGAGAUCAUGAACAUCAUUAGAACUUACUUAACUUGCCUUAAGCUUGUCAAAUACACUAUAAACGAAAAUUUACAGUUUGUAGAAGAUGAUUUCAUAGAAAUGCGAAGUAAAUCAAACACAGAGAGUCCAGUUACCGCAGACGAUUUACACAGGUUGUUGGUAUUAGCUCGACUAGUGAGCCUUUCCCGAGGUUUUGACACACUCAACAAGGACUGCUGGGAGAUCACCAAGAGUAUGGAAGCAGAAAGGCUGCACAGAAUCAAGAAUAGGGUCUCAACUACGCUAUAA
Messenger RNA from Arctia plantaginis, 1815 nucleotides. NCBI's taxonomy places the organism in Eukaryota, Metazoa, Arthropoda, Insecta, Lepidoptera, Erebidae. The record is from the annotation of a GenBank genome assembly.